UCGUUCGGUGCGGACCUGGUACCUCUUUUGUGAAGCGGCAGCUGAGGAGACUCCGGCGCUCGCCAUGGCCGACGAAAAGCCCAAGGAAGGAGUCAAGACUGAGAAAAACGAUCAUAUUAAUUUGAAGGUGGCGGGGCAGGAUGGUUCUGUGGUGCAGUUUAAGAUUAAGAGGCAUACACCACUUGGUAAACUAAUGAAAGCCUAUUGUGAACGACAGGGUUUGUCAAUGAGGCAGAUCAAAUUCCGAUUUGACGGGUAGCCAAUCAAUGAAACAGACACGCCUGCAGAGUUGGAAAUGGAGGAUGAAGAUACAAUUGAUGUGUUCCAGCAGCAGACAGGAGGUGUCUACUAAAAAGGGAACCUGCUACUUUACUCCAGAAUUCUGUUCCUCCAGACCAAGAAGACAUUCUCAAUUAGAAAACUGCAAUUUGGUUCCACCACAUCCUGACUACUACAGUAUAGUUUCUCUAUUCUUUCAUUUUCCCCUUCCCCAUUCCUUUAUUGUAAAUAAAGUAACUGGUGUAUGUGCACAAGCAUAUUGCUUUUUUUUUUUUAACUAAAUGGCCAAUGGUAUGUUUUGAUCGACAUCAAAUGGAGAUGGAAUGGGGAAAAAUACUGGUUCUGUGAAGAUACCCCCUUUUCUCCAUUAGUGGCAUGCUCAUCAGCUCUUAUCUUUAUAUUCCAGUAAGUUAUUUUGCUCUCACUGUUUAACAA
Messenger RNA from Balaenoptera acutorostrata (minke whale), 714 nucleotides. RefSeq names its product small ubiquitin-related modifier 2. Lineage: Eukaryota; Metazoa; Chordata; Mammalia; Artiodactyla; Balaenopteridae. Gene Ontology annotation, cellular component: nucleus. Gene Ontology annotation, molecular function: ubiquitin-like protein ligase binding; protein tag activity. The transcript has a single exon. The record is from RefSeq and is a predicted model, not a curated record. Gene Ontology annotation, biological process: protein sumoylation.